AUGGAAUUUGAGAAGAUUCAGAUCCAUAUCCUGUUCUCCCCGUCGCAAGGCCCCGCGUGUCACAUCCCGGCCCCAUCCAUCCACGUCCCUCCGCUGCCAUCCCACCUUGCAACCACACCAAGGAUACCCAAUCCCCGCACCCGACGAAACCGUCAACAGCACAGUGUUCUGCUCGCCCCCCGCCUCACCUACCUAGCGAACAGCCCCGCUGUUCUCUCUUCCUUGGACGACUUCGACCGCACUCGCAUUCUUGUCCACAACCGCUUUUGCCCGUCCAAGUAG
Podospora pseudocomata is the source of this 282-nucleotide messenger RNA. RefSeq lists its product as uncharacterized. The transcript has 2 exons. Lineage: Eukaryota; Fungi; Ascomycota; Sordariomycetes; Sordariales; Podosporaceae. Bases 1 to 282 code for a protein of 93 amino acids. The record is from RefSeq and is a predicted model, not a curated record.